Molecule: messenger RNA, 3282 nt
Organism: Paramormyrops kingsleyae
Lineage: Eukaryota; Metazoa; Chordata; Actinopteri; Osteoglossiformes; Mormyridae
Gene: tnfrsf1b
Product: tumor necrosis factor receptor superfamily, member 1B
Molecular function (GO): protein binding
Source: RefSeq, a predicted model, not a curated record
UCUACUGCCUACUUAGAGAAGGCUUACUUCCUGAUGUCGAUUUCUUAGCUAUUUGUCCUGGAAGAAGCUGAACUACGACUUGGCUUGUCGCAGAAUCUGCUACCGAAGUGUUUUUUUUUUAUUUCAAACCUUAAUAAAACCACAAAUUGAGUCUAUUAGUUACGGGAGGAAAUGUAAAGGUUCUUCACUCCCCUGAGAACUUCAAAGGACCGGCGCUCCAGUUACCGUACUAGAGGUAUCCCUAGCACACCCCGCUUUUUUCAUGCGAACGCAUUUCAAAAGAAAAGAAAAAACAUGUUGAGGAAAAUCCUGAUCCUCUGGCUUGCGGCUUUCGCGCAGCUGAAUAAGGUCUGUGCUCUACCAUACCAAGCAGAAGGUACCUCAUGCAAAAAUGACAACGAAUAUUUGAAUGAAGAAUUAAACCUGUGUUGUAGCAAGUGUCCUCCAGGGAAGCGCCUGAAAGUCAUGUGCACCCAAGGCAGAGACUCCGACUGUCAGCCUUGUCAACCGGGGACCUUCAGCAACAAGAUGAACUAUGCAAAUUGUCACAAAUGCCAGUCGUGCCGGACAGACGACAACUUAGUUUAUAUUCAGAACUGCACAAGCACAACAGCUGCAAUAUGUGGCUGCCAAGAAGGAUGGUACUGCCGCAGUGUGAUAUCCACGGAAUGUAAGGCGUGCAGUCGCUACACCAGUUGCCCACCUGGACAGGGAGUUUCCGUGAAAGGAGCACCAACCUCCAAUGUGAAAUGUAAGGCGUGUGACCCUGGGACCUACUCUGACAAACACUCCUACACCAAGCAGUGCCAGAGACACACUGACUGUACAUCCCAAGGGAAGGCUGUUCUUCACCAUGGCAACAGCACAGCAGACACAGUGUGUGAAGGUGCCACCCGACCUGUCAAUUCCUACUCAACGCCCGCAAGACCCGCUGAACCCUCUCAGAAACCUGAUGGAUUCAAGGGCUCCAUAUUUGUUAUCUGCGGGAUAAUUGGAACCAUGCUUGUGCUAACGGUGAUCAUCAUAGCCAUCACCUUGGCCUGCAGGAUAAAAGAUGGAAGAAACACUGACCAGGAAGUCAGUAAGAAAUUCCUUCCAACGAAGGAGAAGACCCGGCACCCUUCUUUCUCCUCCAGCUCCAGCCAAUCAGAGUCCAGUCAUGGUGUAUGGGUGGGGCCAGUAUCCAAGGAAAAAAACAAACUUAACGUCAGCUUCACGACCACCAUCAACCUGCAUCAGGGAGCUUCCACCCAGGCCCACCUCAUCCCCCCACUCUCGGCAGCAGCAGUGUCACCUGGAAAACUCAUUAAGACUGACUCCAACUUGUCCUUGUCCCAAGAAGAGAUGCUUGACACAUUUCAGAAGGAUGAGGGCAUGGAGGUGCCGGUGGCAGUACAGGAGAGCGGGAAGGCUGUGUGCUGAUGGACAUGGUAAGGGGGCAGUAGGCUGAGAGCCGCUUAGGACGUCCUUGCUGCUCUUUGCAUUCAUAGCAUCUCAUGGGCUCCCUUGUAUUCUCUCAGUUCACCUGACACUCAGCACACAGGGAAUGGACCAGCGGAGACAAGGGGUCAGACAAGGCAGAGGUGACCAUGAGGCUGGUUCUGUCAGCCUUUGAGGUCAUUGCUCAUCCUCUUGAGCGCUGAGGCGCCCAGCCGGCUUGUGCUGCCACCAUCACAGUGUUGCUCACAGCAGAGGCUGCUCUUACAUCCUGUCCAACAGCUCCUAGGUUUGAGCCUAAGCAGCCCCGCAGCCCCCGGCCAGCCGAAAACACCGUAAGACUGGCUAUCGCUCACCUGUGGGCAAUUACAGGGUGUGCGGAGGUAACAUUCACGCAACGGUUUUGGAAUUUCAUGUCUAUGCCACUUGCACUUUGAACAUUUUCUAGAUACACCUACAUGACACUGAGAAACAAUUGGCUGACAUUAUUUUUGUUUUAUUGUGUUUGUUUCAUUGAUUUUUAGUCAGAUAGCUGGUGGUUAAUUAGACUUUCCUUUGAUGGAGUGGCAUUUCCAAUAGAGGUAUACCUUACCUGUACUGAGUCUGUGAGGAUGAGAUAUUUUUGGAAAACAAGAGAUUUUAUCUGCAGUCUUCAAAGUGGAAUGUAUUAAACUAAAAAAACUGUAACAACCGUUAUGUCAAACACUUGUAUAGAAAUGAACACCUUCGUAUAGAUAGGUUUUUGUAAGCAAUGUCCUUAAUGUGCAAAUUGACCUGAUUCAUUCUUCUUGAGAACACAAGACGGAUGGCUCAUAAGGAACGUGUCAAAAAUGUGUCAUAGAAACAAAACAUUUAGUUUCACAUUAGUGUUGUGUAACGCUAAACUACUGUAGUGACAACAAUGGAUAUAUUUUGACGGCAUCUUGUCGCCAUUUAUAUGCAACACGAUUUAGUGUGUUGUGUACGGUGGACCGUCGAUCUUAUCAUUUUAAAUGCAACCUCUUUUUAAGACUUAUUACUUUUUUAUAUUCUUAUUUUUUGUUUUUUUUUUAUAAUUCUUUUAAAGAAUUAUCAGCCAGUUAUCUAACACUGGUAUUGUAGUAUUUUGAUACUACUUCACAGUAGUUUAGUGAAAACCAUUUAGUUUCUGUAAAAUAUUAAUGUUAAUCCUAUAAAAUGUUUUAUAUCAGCAUUAGGCUGAAGCAGUUAUGGAAACAUUGUAACCCCACUGGUAUAGUAGGGUGAGUAUUGUCACAAUGGCACAUCUGGCAAAAUUGGACAGUUAAACUUUGUGGUUAAUAUAUGUGUUUAGCAAUACUUUAUUUUCUCUUCUUUGGAGUGUUCAACGGGCAUUAGUGUAUUUAGAAUGAUAUCAGAUUGGGAUACAAGACAUAGGGAUGAAUUUACAAAUUUUUCCAGAAAGCAAAUCUGUCCCAUUUUAACAAAAAUCACCCUAUUGUAAUAUAUUUUAAUUUAACCAAAUGUCCACUUGAUGAUGACUGGUAACCUUUUCUGUUUGUUGCUUUUAAAUUUAACAUCAUCUUUUUAAACAUUUCACACCUAAAAAGAAAUGCUAAAAGUUGGGGCAUUUUUUUUUGGUUAUUGCUAUUGCUCCUUUUGUCCAAGUUUUACAUGUUGAUUCUGAUUUUAAUGUAUGGCUCAUAUAGUCACUGUUGUUAAUAAGCAAUAUGAUACCCCAAUGUGAAGGCUUUUUAAAUACGUUUCUGUUCUUCAGAUGCAAACACUGCCUGAGCAAUUAAAUCUUUGUACACGAAACAUAUCUCGCUCAUGGAUUACAACAGGAAGCCCCGCCCUUGCUUUAUAAAGCUAACCAGCUUUUGCAAA